CUUUUUUUUAUAAUUUUAAAGUGUAAAUAAUACAGCAGCAUUAUCCUCAUUUUUUAUUAUAUGGAAACAGCAAAUACAGUGAGAAACGCGGUGGCGCGUCACCGGUGCAAGCGGUGCAGCAGAAAUGUUCAGUUCGCCGACUCCACAUGGAGGGAUACAUUGGGCGAUGCCCCCUCGUUCGACAAGCUCAUACAUACCCUACCAGAGGAGCGCAGCAGAGAGCUAAGCACCCUGAUUGCCGCGCAAACCCAGAACAGCAACAUGACCGAGCUGUCUAGAUUUUUUAGCCAGUCGCUGCGCACAGACACUGUUCCCAGGCUGUCCAACGGCACAAUAGCCCGCGCGCUCCCGGGCUCGACACCAGCCACUCCGCUCAUGCAGGGGUCGAUGGCGCUAGUUCUGGAAGCCGGAAAGAAUGAAGGGACAAAGAUUACUGCAGGCUCGCCUGUGUCAGACACAGAUGGUAUGGGCGAGUUGGCAGCCGGUAGUGGAAGCAGCCAGGGCGACUCAUUUAUUAUUUUGAGCAGCUCACAGGUUAGGUCGCAGAAGCAUCUGGCCAACUUUGCCUUUGAGCGGAGGGCGGCAAUGCAGCAGUCAGUUGGUUUGGCAGAUAGCGAGUUUAGCAAAGCAGCGGGAGUGGCUGGUGCGCCGCCGGUGGCUGGGCAGGGCGACGAUAUUACAGAGACGUUUGAGAUCAUCGGACGUUUGAUGGACCAGCUGGAUGAGCGGUCGGCCCUGGGCCACCCAAUGUGCGAGGAUUGUGCAGAAAUUAUGCUUCGACUGCUCGACCGCGAGGUCAGUGACAGCGCGCGUGAGAGGGAUAUCCUUGAGGACAUUGGGCGUGCCGCUAAGCUGGCAGCCAAAAGUCACAACACUAGGGAUUUGGGAGAGCUGGAGAAGGAGCUCGAGAGGCAGGGCGACUUGGAGCGGGCGUUGGAGGAGACCUUGGGCACAUUGGACGCCCAGCUGGAGGGCAUAUGCGCACAGAUAUCAAACCUGGACGCAGAUUCUGACAGGCUGGCCAAGAUGGAGGCGCAGUUUUACCAGGAGCUCAACGACCGCUCGCAUGUUCUGGAAACGUGCGAGGCCGAGCAAUGGGCGCUGGACGAGCGGUACGCCAGACUAGCAUCCCAGCUGAGCCAACUACAACGAACAAACGUGUACAAUGACGUGUUUAACAUUUUGGUCAGCGAGGGUGUUGCAGGAAUCAAUGGAUUUAGGCUGGGCGGCCGGUCAUCGCAUAACGUGGAGUGGCCUGAAAUCAACGCUGCAUGGGGUCAGGCUUUGCUUCUGCUCCAGACGGUUGCGCGAAAACUGGGAUAUGAGUUUAUAGACUACAGGCUAAUCCCCAUGGGCUCGUUCUCGCGCAUUGAGAGGAUGGCCGACCCGCCGGCUACCUACGAGCUGUUUGGUUCGGGUGACAUGUAUCUGGGCCGCUUGUUUCAAAACAGAAAGUUUGACUCAGCCAUGGUCGCUUAUUUGGCGUGUCUUAACCAGAUUGUCCAGCUCAUCAUGAGCAUCAACCCGCAAUUGCGUGUGCCGUACAAGAUUGAGCAAGACAAGGUCGGUGGGCUGUCGAUAAGGCCUCAGUUCGGUCAGGACGAUAUGUGGACCAAGGCGUGCAAGAACACGCUGUUGGACGCUCGUUGGGCGCUGGCAUUUGCCUCGUCUUACUCUGGGAAUAGCAACUAGCUGAAAUGAUAUUUUUUAAUUAAUCGCAUACAUGAAAUCUAUAAAGAAUC
This is a messenger RNA of Kickxella alabastrina, 1742 nucleotides long. Its product is annotated as autophagy protein Apg6-domain-containing protein. Gene Ontology annotation, biological process: cellular response to nitrogen starvation; autophagy; autophagosome assembly. Gene Ontology annotation, cellular component: phosphatidylinositol 3-kinase complex, class III, type I; phosphatidylinositol 3-kinase complex, class III, type II; phagophore assembly site. Bases 61 to 1692 code for a protein of 543 amino acids. The transcript has a single exon. The record is from RefSeq and is a predicted model, not a curated record. NCBI's taxonomy places the organism in Eukaryota, Fungi, Kickxellomycota, Kickxellomycetes, Kickxellales, Kickxellaceae.